ACUUUUGUCUUAGGUUUUUGACAGUUAAUGACGUAUACCCCCUUGCUGAAGAUGGAUCCAGCGCUCUUAAGGGAACGGGAACUGUUCAGGAAAAAGGCACUUGCGACACCAACAGUUGAGAAGAAAAAGAAAGAUGAAUCUUCAUACAAAGAUGACAGUAAAAAGAAAGCUAAAUCUUCAAGCUCGGUCAGCGCAGCACCGAAGCUUGAAGGAUCAAACUACAAGACAAUGGCAGGCAGCUCGUCAUAUAGGUUUGGAGUACUCGCCCGUAUUGUCAGACACAUGAAGAGCAGACAUCAAGAAGGUGACGACCACCCUCUAACAUUAGAUGAAAUUCUCGAUGAGACUAAUCAAUUAGAUGUUGGAAACAAAAUCAAACAGUGGUUACAAACAGAAGCUUUACAAAAUAAUCCAAAAAUAGAAUGUACGAUGGAUGGUAAAUACAUAUUUAAGCCUGUAUAUAAAAUUAAGGAUAAAAAAUCAUUAUUAAGAUUACUGAAGCAACAUGACUUGAAGGGAUUAGGAGGCAUAUUCCUUGAAGAUGUUCAAGAAUCAUUACCACAUUGCGAAAGAGCUCUUAAAAGCUUAGCGCAAGAAAUAUUAUACAUUAUACGACCAACGGAUAAAAAGAAAAUAUUGUUUUACAAUGACAGAACAGCCACACUGGACGUUGAUGAAGAAUUUGUAAAACUUUGGCGUGCAACUGCUGUAGACGCUAUGGAUGAUGCUAAAAUUGAAGAGUAUUUAGAGAAACAAGGUAUCAAGUCAAUGCAGGACCAUGGGCCAAGGAAACCCAUUGUGCCAAAGAGGAAAAAAGUCAGUCAGAAGCGACGACAGUUCAAGAAACCAAGGGAUAACGAACAUUUGGCUGAUGUUCUUGAAACAUAUGAGGACAAUACGUUGACACAGAAAGGAGUUACUAUUAAGUGAAAUUAAUAAUAAAAUAAAUUAUAAUCAAA
Messenger RNA from Melitaea cinxia (Glanville fritillary), 959 nucleotides. It is a transcript of the gene TfIIEbeta, whose product is annotated as transcription initiation factor IIE subunit beta. The record is from RefSeq and is a predicted model, not a curated record. Gene Ontology annotation, cellular component: transcription factor TFIIE complex. NCBI's taxonomy places the organism in Eukaryota, Metazoa, Arthropoda, Insecta, Lepidoptera, Nymphalidae. The coding region runs from base 28 to 930 and encodes 300 amino acids. Gene Ontology annotation, biological process: transcription initiation at RNA polymerase II promoter. The transcript has 7 exons.